Messenger RNA from Danio aesculapii, 2408 nucleotides. RefSeq names its product mesenteric estrogen-dependent adipogenesis protein-like. Bases 298 to 936 code for a protein of 212 amino acids. The transcript has 5 exons. The record is from RefSeq and is a predicted model, not a curated record. Lineage: Eukaryota; Metazoa; Chordata; Actinopteri; Cypriniformes; Danionidae.
CACGACUUGUGGACGGUAAACUGACCUACUUUUAACAUGACUAAUGGGAAAGUUGUCCUAAAUAGCAACCAUAAGCUGUUUUUUAAAUGAGGACAUCAUAUAUCACUAGUAUGACAGGCGAUAAAACAGUCAGUUUGCUGUUAAACGGUUUCACGCUGAACUAUGACUCAGUAUAAGCGGUUUUUAUGUUGAGAUUUGUUCCUUUAGCCUCCACGCCCACCAAACCAAAGAAACGGGCGAUUCAGAAGCUUAACGGACACUUGUGUCCGUCCUCAAAGAAGUUAAAAAGUAAAUAAAAUGCGUGAAAACAUCAGCUCGCGGUCUGUUUUGGACUUUAUGAAACUGGAGGCGUUCGUGAACCGUCCUCCAGCCGGAUUCACCGUGGAGCGGCGCCCGGGGUGCAGACUCCUGAAAUGGGAUCCUGAGAAAAGCUGCGUCUUCAUCGAUGACAUCCAUUCUAGAGAGGGAAAAGUAAUCUUCUACAAUUCCCCAGGAAGGAAAAUCACGGUACGUACUUUGGGAGAGUACACUGAUUUAAGACGACAACUGACCUUAAAGACGAUUUACAUACUAGUGUCUGCUUAUGACAACACUAAAGGCGAAGAGAAGAGCAACGGAGAUGUUCCAGCUGCUGAAUAUUACGUGUUGGCGAUAAACGGCAGUCAUCCAAUGAUCAGAUGGGAGAUGGAGAGAGGCUUGGACAAGACCAUUUCAUCUGUCGCUGGAGAGAGCUAUACAGUUGAUGUUGAUGUUAGUGCAGCACUACAGGGAUGGAUGAGGGAGAACGCUCAAGCUCUUGCUGAUAUGGAAAAGGUAGAACGAACCUGGAAAGACACACACUUCACCAUAAAGUAUCGAUCUGAUGCCCUCUUUGACUUUCCCUACUGGUUUGGCUUCAGCAAACGACAGUUCAAGGUCUCUUACCAUGGAAGAUGAUAUCAACACAAUUUGAGACAGAAAAUGUCAACUUAAAGGAUUAGUUCACCCCAAAAUUUACUCACAAUUAAGCCAUCCUCUGUGUAUAUGUCUUUCUUCUUUCAGACAAACACAGUUGGGGAAGUUUUACAUUUUAUUCAGUUUUUUUUUCAUGCUGUAUAAUGAUGCUGACUAGUGGCUCUCUUUCAAAGCAUACAAAAGCAAUUAAAGCAUUACGUCACGUUACAAAGUAUACAAAGAAAUGUGUGCCGAGCCCCCGAUGGCACAUUCACUGCUUACUAAUAAAGUAACAGUGCCAAAUACUGGCCUGGCAAACAUAAUACAAAGAGAUCAUUUUGAAAACACUGUCAAGUAGAUGGUGUAUGGUUAGUUUAAUGAUGCAUUUAAAAACAUUUUCAAAAUGCAAAGUAAAAAUGCCUUUUUUGACUACAUAGUGGUUGUGUAAAUAUAGACUAAGAGAAGAAGAGUUUGAAUUUUUUGCACAAGUAUAUUUGAACCAGAGUAAAUCAUCAUCAUCAUCACCACCAGCAUCAUAGUCGAGUCAGAGGUCAGUCAAGAAGAUGUCUAGUUAUUAUAUUUAAAUAUUGAAUAUGUUGCUUACUGUUUUUGACCUUUGUUAUUAACUCAAUUAUUUAGUUUUUAUGACUUUAUUUUGAGUUUAUUAUUUAUAAAAUUGUAAAUAUUUUUGGUAAUUUUUGCAACAUUUCAAGCUUUAAAAAAAGGGCCAUUACCCUACACCAUUAUACAGCAUGGAAGGGCCAGGAUAAGGUUUACAGGAUUCACACAGUUAUGGAAAACCUGGAAAAGUCAUGGAAUUUUGACAUGGCAUUUUCCAGGCCUAGGAAAGCUUUGGAAAAACAGAAAAACCCACAAAGUUUUGGAAAAGUCAUGGAAAACAUAUCUGUAUACUUGAAUAUAGGUUAUUUACUUCUUUUCUGUCCUUGAUCAAUCACAUACUCUCACAUUAUUAGUGCUGUGUAAGCAUUAUUUAAAUCAGUUUUACAUAGAUAUAGAUAUAAAUUGAAACUAAAUAGAUUGCUGCAUGUUUUACGAUAUGCUGUAAUAAAUUUGAACAUGCAUUGUUUUUCUUUUAUCACGCGUAUGUAGACAUUGCAUGAAACAUUAGCUCAUGAUAAUUUACUUGAAGGUCUUGGAAAAGUCAUGGAAAUUUAGUAGUAAAAAUGUGUAUGAAUGAACCCUGGGAUUAAAACUACUCCAGCUGUGUUUAUCUGAAAGAAGAAAGUCAUAUACAACGAUGAUGGCUUGAGGGUGAUUAUAUUAUUCAUUUUUGACUGAACUAUUUCUUUAAUUCAGGAAUCAAAGUACACAGAUGAGGAGACUACGAGAGUUAGGAAACUGUUGUUCAUUAAAGCACCUUUAAGGACCAUUUUACUGUAAAUAAAACUUUAUUUUCUCACGUUAGCAAUAAUAAAAAAAACAAUAAUAAAUAUUGUUAAAUAAUUAUGUUGAAG